CAUCUUCUUCAUCCUCGGAGAAGAAAAACAUGUUUGUUUCCGAUAACAAAUUAACAAUCCUUCACGGGACAUAAACAUGAUGAUCGAUGUGACUACAUCAAACGGAGAUCUACCCACACAGCAACAACACCACCACCACCACCAGAUAAUCCUCGGAGACAGCAGCGGAGGAGAGGAUCACGAGAUCAAAACACCAAAGAAACGAGCAGAAACAUGGGUACAAGACGAGACUCUCAGCUUAAUCUCGCUACGGGGGGAAAUGGACAACCUUUUCAACACAUCCAAAUCUAACAAACAUCUCUGGGAACAGAUUUCGAGCAAGAUGAGGGAGCAAGGGUUUGAUCGGUCACCAACUAUGUGUACGGACAAGUGGAGGAACAUUUUGAAAGAGUUUAAGAAAGCUAAGCAUCAAGAUGAUAAAGCAACAACAAAUGGAGGAGCAGCGAAGAUGUGCUAUUACAAAGAGAUUGAAGAUAUCUUUAGAGAAAGAAACAAGAAAGUGGCAUUGUAUAAGAGUCAUGCUACUCCUCCACCAUCUUCUUCUGCUAAAGUUGAUUCCUUUAUGCAAUUUACAGAUAAAGAGUUCUAUUUGGCAUUUCAAAAGGUUGGUAAUGUAACUCUGGGUUGUUCUUGA
This is a messenger RNA of Camelina sativa (false flax), 634 nucleotides long. Lineage: Eukaryota; Viridiplantae; Streptophyta; Magnoliopsida; Brassicales; Brassicaceae. The record is from RefSeq and is a predicted model, not a curated record.